AGCACAUCCAAUACAGUAAUCUACAUCUUUACUCUCCUAAACCAAUCACUCUAUUCAUCAUGAAGUUCUCACUCGCCGCCGUUGCCCUCCUUGGAGCCGUUGUCUCUGCCCUUCCCGCCAACGAGAAGCGACAGGCCUACAUCCCUUGCAGUGGCCUCUACGGCACUUCUCAGUGCUGUGCUACUGAUGUCUUGGGUGUUGCCGACCUCGACUGCGGAAACCCCCCUUCGUCUCCCACCGACGCCGACAACUUCAGCGCUGUCUGCGCCGAGAUUGGCCAGCGAGCUCGCUGCUGUGUCCUCCCCAUCCUUGACCAAGGCAUCCUCUGCAAUACCCCUACUGGUGUCCAGGACUAAAGUGUCACGAGUUUGUGACCUUGUAUAAUGCGAAUACGAUAUUGGAAUUGAUUGAUGGAUUAUAUAAACCGAGUUCUGACUUUGUUAUAAUAUUAGUUCUAACAAGUUACAUAUUUGAAUCAACCUCUUAAUUCGUCUUU
This is a messenger RNA of Fusarium graminearum PH-1, 496 nucleotides long. RefSeq lists its product as uncharacterized. The record is from RefSeq and is a predicted model, not a curated record. The transcript is spliced from 3 exons. Gene Ontology annotation, cellular component: extracellular region. Lineage: Eukaryota; Fungi; Ascomycota; Sordariomycetes; Hypocreales; Nectriaceae. The coding region runs from base 60 to 356 and encodes 98 amino acids.